This is a messenger RNA of Phalaenopsis equestris, 413 nucleotides long. Its product is annotated as protein UPSTREAM OF FLC-like. Bases 9 to 275 code for a protein of 88 amino acids. Lineage: Eukaryota; Viridiplantae; Streptophyta; Magnoliopsida; Asparagales; Orchidaceae. The transcript has 2 exons. The record is from RefSeq and is a predicted model, not a curated record.
CGCGAGAAAUGGACGGUUUGAGCGAAAUGCCGAGCAUCUCAACCAUCAGGCUUGAAGACAAAGAGUACUUCAGCGGAAGUCUCAUCGAAACCAAGAAGAAAACUCUCGCCGGCGACUGCGCUGCUCCGGGACUCAAACGUUCAUCCUCCUACAACGCGGAGGGGAGUUCGAAGAUGGAGGUGGGCGGCGGCCUCGGCGGCGGCGGCUGUAUUCCGGCGGGGAAGAACAGGGCGACUGCGAGGGGAAGUAAGAAGAUGGAGAUCGAGACAAAAUAGGCGGCUUUGGAAUUGAGGAAGUUUUGAAGGUAGGAAGAAAUUUCAGGCACGUAGUUGGGAAGACGAUGAUGAUAUGAGGCUUAGGAAUGUGUAAUUAUGUUAAAAUCGGAGUUAAUUUUAGUCUUUUGUCAUUAAAAA